Messenger RNA from Aureobasidium namibiae CBS 147.97, 804 nucleotides. RefSeq lists its product as uncharacterized. The record is from RefSeq and is a predicted model, not a curated record. NCBI's taxonomy places the organism in Eukaryota, Fungi, Ascomycota, Dothideomycetes, Dothideales, Saccotheciaceae. The coding region runs from base 1 to 804 and encodes 267 amino acids. The transcript has 2 exons.
AUGGCCUCUCUGCUAUUGAGGGCUGUCUCCGCUCAGACUUGCUACUACCCGGAUGGCUUGACUACUUCGGACGACAUACCAUGUAACAGCAACGCCGCAACAUCAUCAUGCUGUCCUACCGGUUCUUUCUGCAUGGAUAAUGGAUUGUGUUUCGGAGGAGGUGUUGUUUCUCGGUCUUCCUGCACUGACCAAGCAUGGGCAUCCCCAGAGUGUGCCCAAUAUUGCACUGAUGUCAACGAAUCGACUGCUAUCGGCUUGACCGCCUGUGAUGUAAACUCACGGACAUUUGCUUGUGGUUUGAACGGUGGUCAGUGUCAGAACACGCACUCGACUUUCACUAUGGUCAAGGGCGAUGCUUUGGUGCUACGUCCGGCACAAAUUCAAGUCCUCGUAUCGAACUACUCGGCCCCGGCCAAUCAGGGCAGUCACCAAUACGGUGUAGGAUCGAUGAUUGGAGUCGCUUUGGGCGUUGGCCUUCCCCUGGCCUUCUCUCUGCUCAUGGCUCUCUUGGUUCUGAGAAAGGAAAGACAAAGAUUUGCUCUUCAGAACAUAUUCGAACAGCGCCUGGAACCGAUGGACGCUCACGGAAACUACCGCAGGCGUUCGUUUUCUACGCUUUCAAAGUCUGGAACGAUGACAACUAUUGCGUCGACUUCGACGUAUGCGCCCAAACAACCCCAAGCAUCUCUUCCGAAGUAUGGCUUCCACAAGGGUUACUAUUCCCACGGCAGCAACAUCAGUGUACCGGUCUUCGAGCUACCCUCGAAUCCUCCGGAGAGACACGAGAGGGUUGAAGCCCCAUGA